GCCGCCGCCGCCCGACGACCAGGAGCAGCCGCGGGCCCAACGGUCGGUCGGUGUCCCCGGGCCGCGGCGGCCGCCCCGUUUGAUCCGUGGAUGAAAUGAAUCAUGAUUUUCAAGCUCUUGCAUUAGAAUCUCGGGGAAUGGGAGAGCUUUUGCCUACCAAAAAAUUUUGGGAACCUGAUGAUUCCACAAAAGAUGGACAAAAAAGCGUCUUUCUUGGGGACGAUGAAUGGAGAGAGACUGCUUGGGGUACUCCUCACCAUUCGAUGUCCCAGCCUAUUAUGGUGCAGAGAAGACCUGGACAGGGUUUUCAUGGAAACAGUGAAGUAAAUGCAGUCCUGUCUCCGCGGUCAGAGAGUGGGGGCCUUGGCGUGAGCAUGGUAGAAUAUGUCCUAAGUUCUUCUCCUGCAGAGAAAUUGGACUCCCGAUUUAGGAAAGGAGCUUUUGGCACUAGAGAUGCUGAAACAGAUGGACCUGAGAAAGGAGAUGAGAAAGGCAAGGCUUCUCCAUUUGAGGAGGACACAAACAGAGAUCUUAAACAAGGAGAUGAGGAGGAUUCUAAAAUAAAUGGCAGAGGUUUGCCAAAUGGAAUGGAUGCCGAUUGCAAAGAUUUUAAUCGUACUCCAGGAAGCCGCCAAGCUUCCCCCACAGAAGUAGCUGAGCGCCUGGGCCCCAAUUCAAAUCCUCCCGAAGGACUGGGUCCUCUCCCCAAUCCUGUAGCUAAUAAACCCCUCGCGGAGGAGUUCCCUAGCCCCGAAGCCCAGACUUUGGAUGCCAUGGAGCAGGUGGGCCUGGAUUCCUUGCAGUUUGACUAUCCUGGAAACCAGGUGCCGAUGGACUCUUCAGGGGCUGCCGUUGGCCUCUUUGAUUACAGCUCUCAGCCACAGCAGCUCUUCCAGAGGACCAGCGCACUCACCGUCCAGCAGUUAACGGCCGCCCAGCAGCAGCAGUAUGCAUUAGCUGCCGCCCAGCAGCCCCACAUUGCCGGCGUCUUCUCCGCAGGCCUUGCUCCAGCUGCUUUUGUGCCAAACCCCUACAUUAUUAGUGCUGCCCCCCCUGGCACUGACCCUUACACCGCAGCAGGCUUGGCAGCGACCCUAGCAGGUCCCGCCAUGGUCCCUCCCCAGUAUUAUGGCAUGCCCUGGGGGGUGUAUCCAGCGAAUUUAUUCCAGCAGCAAGCUGCAGCUGCCGCCACAAGCGCAGCCAGUCAGCAGGCUGCAUCCCAGGCGCCACCUCCCGGACAGCAACAGGUUCUCCGGGCUGGAGCCAGUCAGCGCCCUCUCACUCCUAACCAGACUCAGCAGGGGCAGCCAGCAGAAUCCCUUGCCGCUGCCGCUGCCGCUGCCGCCGCCGCUGCCGCUGCCGCUGCCAAUCCCGCUCUGGCUUUUGGGCAGGGUCUUGCCACUGGUAUGCCAGGCUACCAAGUCCUUGCCCCAACCGCCUACUAUGACCAGACCGGUGCCUUAGUGGUGGGCCCUGGAGCAAGAACGGGCCUGGGCGCCCCAGUCCGCCUCGUGGCCUCCACACCUGUUCUCAUUAGCUCGGCAGCAGCCCAGGCUGCAGCCGCAGCUUCUGCCGGAGGGACCGCCAACAGCCUGACGGGAGCCACCAAUGGACUCUUCCGGCCUCUCGGCACCCAGCCGCCGCCGCCGCCACCUCAGCAGCCUCCUCCUCAGCCCAGUACAAAUCUGCAGUCCAGUUCAUUUUAUGGGAGCAGCUCUCUAACCAGCACCUCCCAGAGCAGCUCCUUGUUUUCUCAUGGUCCAGGCCAGCCUGGAGGCACGUCUCUGGGCUUUGGUAGUGGCAGCUCCUUGGGGGCUGCUCUGGGCUCUGCUCUUGGUGGCUUUGGCUCAUCUGGAGGCCUGGCCAACGGCAGCGGGCGCUACAUCUCGGCGGCUCCGGGAGCCGAAGCCAAGCACCGCAACGCAUCUAGCGCCUGUAGCCUGUUCAGCUCCAGCAGCCAGCUGUUCCCUCCCUCCCGGCUGCGCUACAGUCGGGCUGACAUCAUGCCCUCCGGCCGCAGUCGCUUGCUAGAAGAUUUCCGGAACAACCGAUUCCCGAACCUCCAGCUCAGAGACCUCCUGGGCCACAUAGUAGAGUUUUCCCAAGACCAGCACGGCUCCAGAUUCAUCCAGCAGAAGCUAGAACGAGCUACACCUACUGAGCGCCAGAUGGUGUUUAAUGAAAUCCUGCAGGCAGCCUAUCAGUUGAUGACGGACGUUUUUGGCAACUACGUCAUUCAGAAGUUUUUUGAGUUUGGGAACCUGGAUCAGAAACUCGCCUUGGCGACCCGAAUCCGCGGCCAUGUGCUGCCGUUGGCGCUCCAGAUGUAUGGCUGCCGUGUCAUUCAGAAAGCGCUGGAGUCCAUUUCCCCUGACCAGCAGAACGAGAUGGUCAAGGAGCUGGACGGCCACGUGCUCAAGUGCGUGAAAGACCAGAACGGGAACCACGUGGUGCAGAAGUGUAUCGAGUGUGUGCAGCCGCAGGCCCUGCAGUUCAUCAUCGACGCUUUCAAAGGACAGGUGUUCGUGCUCUCCACCCACCCCUAUGGCUGCCGCGUCAUCCAGCGCAUCCUGGAGCACUGCACGGCCGAGCAGACCCUGCCCGUCUUGGAGGAGCUGCACCAGCACACGGAGCAGCUGGUCCAGGAUCAAUAUGGGAACUACGUCAUUCAGCACGUUCUGGAACACGGCCGCCCCGACGACAAAAGCAAGAUCGUUUCCGAGAUCCGAGGCAAGGUCCUUGCCCUCAGCCAGCACAAAUUUGCCAGCAACGUGGUGGAGAAGUGCGUGUCGCACGCGUCCCGGGCCGAGCGAGCCCUGCUCAUCGAUGAGGUGUGCUGCCAGAACGACGGUCCUCACAGUGCCUUAUACACCAUGAUGAAGGACCAGUACGCCAACUACGUCGUCCAGAAGAUGAUCGACAUGGCGGAGCCCGCCCAGCGCAAGGUCCUCAUGCAUAAGAUCCGGCCCCACGUCACCACGCUGCGCAAGUACACAUAUGGGAAGCACAUAUUGGUCAAGCUGGAAAAAUACUACCUGAGGAACAGCCCGGAGCUGGGGCCCGUCGGAGGCCCCCCCAACGGGGUGCUGUAGGAGAACGUUGCUCUGGUGAAUUAUCAAAACACAACUCAACUAGGAAUGUUCGGAUUUUUUUUUUUUUUAAGCAGACAUAUUUAUUGACUUGAUUCAUCCAUUUGUAAAUUUUUUAAGGUUCUUGUGUAUAUUUGGGGGGGGUGAAUGAUAGAAUAUCUCCAACCCUGAUUAAAGACCUAUCAGAUUGGAUUGCUGGCAAAGCACAGAAUGCCUGUAUAUGAUGUAAUUGUAUCAAAAAUAGCUGUCACAUAUUUUGUAAAUUUUUACCUUGUAAAGUCACAAAAAAUAGUUUUUAAAAGGAAAAAGUACAGUAUUCUUUUAAUAAACUGGCUCGCAAUCUGGUAGGUCUACUACCCCAUAGCACAACAGGUUUAUAGACAUGUAUAUAGAAUAAUAGUCCUUAUUUUUCCCCCUUUCUGUGAAGCCUUUUAUACCAGAUUGACGAUUACCUGCAUAAAUAUUAUUCCUAUUUAACAAAGGAAGUUCAGUUGUAUUUUGGUAAUUCACCCCCCGCUGCCCAAGAAGACGAGAUCUGAGAUGCUCCGAGAAGAGAAGGGCUCCCCUCUGUGCCGUGAGCUGGGCUGUACGGACGCUGCCCUUCGCCCUCUCCCAGCGCACAGAAGAGCGCCGCGGACGCCUGUCUACUUAACGCUUGUUGGAGGCGCAGCUGGAGACGGAGAAAAAUCACGACGGCGAGUGGAGGGGAGCGGAGGUCGGGGCGAGGGGGCCCCCGAAGCGUGAGGACUGAGCCCCCGAGGGCUUCCUCGCUGCCUCUCCGUAUCAGCUUCGCGCGCGUCGUUCCUGGGUGUGAGUGUCCGGUCGGACGGCAGAGAUCGGCUUGAUGUUCAUUACAAACUUUGCUCGUUUGGUAGUGAAGCUUUUCUUGGCUGUACAGAUGUACAUUUGUAAACCUUCCUGCUGGAAAUGGAAUUGGUUUGACCCUUUGGGGGGGAUAAAAUUGCAUUUUCGUGUAUAUUCCGAUCCCCAGCCCUUUUGCCCCGGCAUAUAGUGUUGUAUAAUGUAAAUUUAUUUCUCCAAAUCAAGAGUGAUUUUUAAGGAAAUUUUAUCUUUCUAUGGUUUCGGAAGUCUGGCCCGGGUUUCUUUUUAACUAUUGUGAGAAAAGUCCUUUUGUUUUAGAGCAUACCUGUAGGUUCUGUUCCGACAGAUGGGAGUCAGGGUAUGGUGUGGACGGAGACGGUUCUGGAGGGAGAAGGGCCUCCGCGCAGAGGCCCAGGCAGGCUCGCCCAGCCUCCCCGAUGGGGCGGCCGUUUUCUUGUAGAAGAGUCCUGCCUUUCUGACCGGCCUCGCCUCGUCUGCUCUGGACGCCGGACGCUGUAGCAGAGACACGAAGACGCUGUCCGUUUACAAGAGGCCUUAUGUACAUUUCCCAAGGAGCUUUUUAAGGCAAAAUUGCGACCCUCUGUGUAUAAUUAAAAUCGUUUUUAAUCCUUUGCCUAUGGAAAUAUUUUGGAAAAAAAAAAGCUUGCUUUGUAUAUUCAGUUUCUGAAAGAUAAAGAAAGUGCUUUGUAUUUUGUUGAAGUCAGUAUUUUGUAUAAAACAUUUCGGUUGGCCCAUCCCAGUCAUCAGAUCCUGUCCGAGGGCGUUCGAUCCGGGCUCUUGAGAAGAGGAGGAGCCCCGCCUGGCCAGGCCUGCUAUUGCGAAGCUGGACCGAGCAGGAGUGAAGAAGAGAUGGAAGGGAGCCGAGCUCUCCUUGGCGGCUCUCCGUCUCCCUCCCCCAGGGAGGGUUUGGGGAGCUCCGCUAGAUCCCCGCAGCACCGUCUUUGCAGAGCCUCCCCCCUCUGCCAGUCCCGGCCCAGCCUCGGUUCGGGACUCGUGGAGGUCGUGGCCUCGUUUUACCCAAUCAUGAAGCCCUCUGUGGGCCGCUAUGCAUCGGGCCCUCGGCCUGCCUCCAGGACUGGUCUUCCUUAGAAACGGGAUUAGGAGCCCGAGCCCCCCUCGGAAGGCGAGCGGGCUUCCUCUGCCCCCGCUCCGAGGCUCCCCGGCCCCCCGCAGCCCUGGGUGCUCCUCUGGGGCGGAGGGAAGUCUGCUGGGGCAGAACCGUCCCGCCUUUGCACACGAGCGAGCGUCUCCUUUUGAGAUGGAUUGUUUAUGGACCAGUUUGUCUCGUCUGAGAAGUCCCGGCUCUUUUCGGUUCACAUGGAAUAAUGUUUUAUUCACUUAUUUGUAUAUUCUGUAUAAACUAGAAAAUGAAACGUGUGAAUAACAUUGUAUGAAAUAAACCCGGUCUUGUGUUUUUCUCUAGGGA
Gracilinanus agilis (Agile Gracile Mouse Opossum) is the source of this 5358-nucleotide messenger RNA. It is a transcript of the gene PUM2, whose product is annotated as pumilio RNA binding family member 2. Gene Ontology annotation, molecular function: mRNA 3'-UTR binding. Bases 96 to 3092 code for a protein of 998 amino acids. Gene Ontology annotation, biological process: regulation of mRNA stability; miRNA processing. The transcript is spliced from 20 exons. Gene Ontology annotation, cellular component: cytoplasm; cytosol. The record is from RefSeq and is a predicted model, not a curated record. Lineage: Eukaryota; Metazoa; Chordata; Mammalia; Didelphimorphia; Didelphidae.